Ichthyophthirius multifiliis is the source of this 399-nucleotide messenger RNA. RefSeq lists its product as hypothetical. NCBI's taxonomy places the organism in Eukaryota, Ciliophora, Oligohymenophorea, Hymenostomatida. The transcript is spliced from 4 exons. The record is from RefSeq and is a predicted model, not a curated record.
AUGACUAUUUUUGACGAAACUUGGAGUGAAAACGACUAUAUGUUUAGAAAUAAAUUAAACUUGACUUCAUUACCUAAGAACCACGUUGAAAAAUUAAAAGAUUUAAAGUUCGAUUUUGUUGAAUACAAAGCUCAUUCACUUAUAGCCUGCCAUUUAUAUGAAAGAAUGACAUUACAUUGCAUGAAUUAAUAUGGUUUAUUUAAAGAUUUUUAUAGACCUGAAUGUUUAGAUUCAGCACAUUAUUUUAAAAGUUGUGUAGAAUUAAAUGCUGCUUAUGGAAAAUUAAAAAAAUAUUAUCCAGAAUAGUUCGUUAGUUCAGGAUAUGCUAGACCUGUACCUUAAUUCGAAUAAAUAGACCCAACUAUUAGUAAACCUACUAAUAUUGUUAUUAAGAGUUGA